AUGGCGGGGGUAGCAGGGAAGCUGCAAGAAGGUGUUGAAGACUUGACUGGAUGGAGGAGUCGGUGUGAUGGUUUUCAGGAUACCCAGGACUAUGAGUCAGCUUGUUACCCACUGCCUCUAGUUGUAGGGUUUCUUGCCUAUGGUGACUGGAGUUCAGCAGCAUAUGAAAAGCUAAUAGAAGUUGCUAGCCUAGCUGGAAGACUUCGUGACAAAAUGACUAAAUUUGAAGAAGGGAAGAAAAAUACAAAAAUUGAUCUUUCAAGUGGUACAGCUAAUCAUUUGAGUGAAAUUGUAGUUUUUAGUUCGAAAUCUGAAUACAAGGACUUUGAUCCAAAUGAAGAUACGGAAUGGAAUGACAUAUUAAGAGAUUUUGGAAUUCUACCUCCAAAAGAUGAGCCAAAAGAUGAAACUGAAGAAAUGGUUUUACGUUUACAGAAAGAAGCAGAGGUGAAACCAUAUGAAAGAAUGACUCUUAAAGAACUAAAUGAAGCUGAAGAUGACUUUGAUGAGGAUGAUAUGAAAGCUCUUGAAAUGUAUAGGCAACAACGGUUGCAAGAAUGGAAAAUUCUUCAGAAAAGACAAAAAUAUGGGGAGCUGAGAGAAAUUUCUGGUGAACAAUAUGUGAAAGAAGUCACAAAUGCUCAGAAGGAUGUGUGGGUUGUAAUUCAUCUAUAUAGAUCAAGCAUCCCAAUGUGCUUACUAGUUAACCAGCAUCUCAGCCUGCUAGCCAGAAAGUUUCCAGAAAUCAAGUUUAUCAAAGCCAUUGUGAAUAGCUGUAUUCAAAACUACCAUGACAGAUGUUUACCCACAGUUUUUGUGUACAGAAAUGGUCAGAUAAAAGGCAGGUUCAUUGGAAUUACUGAAUGUGGAGGGACAAAUCUUAAACUAGAAGAGCUUGAAUGGAAGUUAGCACAAGUUGGAGCAAUAAAAACUGACUUAGAAGAAAACCCCAAACAAAACAUUAAGGAUAUGAUGAUGUCUUCAGUUAGAAGUGCUUCUAUUCAUGACACCAACAGUGCUAGUAGGGACAAUGAUGAGACCAAAUGUUACUCACACAGGAAUUUUUAAUGCUAGUACUCUGUAUUGAUGUUUUUAUGUUUGGUCAACAUAUGUAUGUUUAUUACUGGUUUCAUAAAUCUGAAAAAAUGCAGAGAUUUGGUUUAUAUUUAUACUUUCAGUUUAAACUUCUAGAAAAUAAUAUACUGUCUAAAGGCCAAA
This is a messenger RNA of Caretta caretta (loggerhead turtle), 1218 nucleotides long. The record is from RefSeq and is a predicted model, not a curated record. NCBI's taxonomy places the organism in Eukaryota, Metazoa, Chordata, Testudines, Cheloniidae.